Messenger RNA from Aureobasidium vineae, 618 nucleotides. NCBI's taxonomy places the organism in Eukaryota, Fungi, Ascomycota, Dothideomycetes, Dothideales, Saccotheciaceae. The record is from the annotation of a GenBank genome assembly.
AUGCCCGUCUACGAUCCCACGCCCGAUGUCUGGACCAUCAAGUUCAAGAACGCCCGUACAACCAUCGUUCUAUACGUCUACCAACUUCAAACCCUCUCCAGCAUCAAAGUCGAGCUCCUACACGCUCUCAAAACCGCAAAUCCCUCUGGUCAGCUAAACGGCGCAACACUACCCGACUCACCAGACGAUAUUGAAUUCGCCAAACCUCGCGACCUCUCAAACCCCGGCGCUUCAGGAUGGCAAAGCAUUGAAGCGAACGCUCCGGUGGAAGACUUUGAUGUCGAUCUACUCGGAGGAGGAGACGUCACACCCAAGGGCAAAGGCAAGGGAAAAGCAAUGGCAAAAGGCGCAAGUCAUAAGGAUUGUAUGCUGGGUGCGGGCUUGAAGGACAACUCGAUCGUGGCCUUCAAGUUCAAGGGUCAGAAGACUGUCGCUAGACCUGUUGGCGAUGACGUCGAUGAGGGCUUGGGUUUGGAUCUGGAAGACGAGGUUGCGCCCGAUGCAGACGGCUGGAAUGUCGAAUUGCCCAAGUUCGAGGAUGUCUACGGCUUGAACGAUCUGGUGCCUGAUGACCAGCUUCUUACCCCCAAGGCUGACAAGUUCACCUGGGCUGCUUGA